AUGCGAUAUUCCUUACUAUUCUUCAUCUUUCUGCCUUGUGUGAUAGCUGCUGUUGAUCUCAUACACCUUCAUGAUGGUUCCCCCUUAUUUGGAGAGGAAGUGUUAUCCCCAACAGGAAAACCACUUACUCGGUUUCUAGGUAUCCCAUUUGCAGAACCGCCUAUUGGCAACCUUCGGUUUCGAAAGCCCAAACCCAAACAACCAUGGAGAAUACCAUUCAAUGCGACUACUCCGCCGAACAGCUGUAUCCAAAGUGAAGACACAUAUUUCGGAGACUUCUACGGCUCUACAAUGUGGAAUCCUAAUACAAAACUUUCGGAAGAUUGUCUGUAUUUGAAUGUCUAUGUGCCAGGAAAAGUCGAUCCGAAUAAAAAGUUGGCUGUCAUGAUUUGGGUGUAUGGCGGUGGAUUCUGGUCGGGAACAUCUACAUUGGAUGUCUACGAUGGACGAAUCCUGACAGUAGAAGAGAACGUGAUUCUCGUAGCUAUGAAUUACCGUGUCUCCAUCUUCGGUUUUCUCUAUAUGAACCGAUCUGAGGCGCCUGGCAACAUGGGAAUGUGGGACCAACUGCUUGCCAUGAAAUGGGUUCACAAAAACAUCGACCUAUUCGGAGGGGAUACCAGCCGGAUAACACUAUUCGGAGAAUCUGCUGGUGCUGCAUCAGUUAGUAUCCAUAUGCUGAGUCAGAAAAGUGCUCCUUACUUUCAUCGGGCAAUUAUUCAAUCUGGUUCUGCUACAUCUCCAUGGGCCAUCGAACCGAGAGAUGUUGCACUUGCCAGAGCUGUGAUUCUCUACAAUGCAAUGAAAUGUGGUAACAUGUCUCUGAUUAGCCCAGAUUAUGAUCGAAUUCUGGAUUGCUUUCAAAGAGCGGAUGCGGAUGCGUUGAGAGAAAAUGAGUGGGCUCCUGUUCGUGAGUUUGGAGACUUUCCAUGGGUUCCGGUAGUAGAUGGAGACUUUCUUUUGGAGAAUGCCCAAACAUCAUUGAAACAAGGAAACUUCAAGAAAACUCAACUUUUGGCAGGAAGUAAUAGAGACGAAAGCAUAUACUUUCUGACCUACCAGCUGCCAGACAUCUUUCCUGUUGCUGAUUUUUUCUCAAAGUCAGAGUUCAUCAAAGACAGACAAAUGUGGAUUAAAGGAGUCAAGGACUUGUUGCCUCGUCAGAUCUUGAAGUGUCAACUGACACUUGCAGCAGUACUUCAUGAGUAUGAGCCUCAAGACUUACCAGUGACUGCUCAAAACUGGCUGAAUGCAAUGGACAAAAUGCUUGGAGAUUAUCAUUUUACAUGCAGUGUGAAUGAAAUGGCACUGGCACAUACCAAACAUGGAGGUGACACGUAUUACUAUUAUUUCACUCACAGAGCCACUCAACAGACCUGGCCGGAAUGGAUGGGAGUUCUGCAUGGUUAUGAAAUAAACUUCAUUUUCGGAGAGCCAUUCAAUCAGAAAAGGUUUAACUACACUGAUGAAGAACGAGAAUUGAGUAAUCGCUUUAUGAGAUACUGGGCUAACUUUGCCAAGACAGGAGACCCAAAUAAAAACGAAGAUGGGUCAUUCACUCAGGACAUCUGGCCAAAGUACAAUUCUGUGUCAAUGGAAUACAUGAAUAUGACAGUAGAAGCAUCAUACCCAAGUCCGAACCGGAUAGGACAUGGUCCGAGAAGGAAGGAGUGCGCAUUUUGGAAAGCUUACUUGCCAAAUCUAAUGGCUGCAGUUGCUGACGUCGGGGAUCCUUACCUGGUAUGGAAACAACAAAUGGAUAAAUGGCAGAACGAAUACAUUACCGAUUGGCAAUAUCAUUUUGAACAGUAUAAAAGAUACCAAACGUAUAGGCAAUCUGAUAGCGAAACUUGUGGUGGAUAA
Messenger RNA from Caenorhabditis remanei, 1863 nucleotides. RefSeq lists its product as uncharacterized. Gene Ontology annotation, biological process: acetylcholine catabolic process; choline metabolic process. The transcript has 10 exons. Gene Ontology annotation, cellular component: plasma membrane. The record is from RefSeq and is a predicted model, not a curated record. The coding region runs from base 1 to 1863 and encodes 620 amino acids. NCBI's taxonomy places the organism in Eukaryota, Metazoa, Nematoda, Chromadorea, Rhabditida, Rhabditidae. Gene Ontology annotation, molecular function: acetylcholinesterase activity.